UUGUCAUUAUGAGAUGUCGUCUACCAGUGCUUCAUUUGUGCAAAUUAGAUUUGAUGACUUGCAGUUUUUUGAGAACUGCGGCGGAGGGAGUUUUGGGAGCGUCUAUCGAGCCCGAUGGAUUUCUCAGGACAAGGAGGUGGCCGUAAAAAAACUGCUCAAAAUAGAAAAAGAGGCAGAAAUACUCAGUGUGCUCAGUCACAAAAACAUCAUCCAGUUCUAUGGAGCUGUCAUUGAACCUCCAAAUUAUGGCAUUGUUACAGAAUAUGCUUCUGCUGGCUCACUCUUUGAUUACAUUAAUAGUAACAAAAGUGAAGAAAUGGAUAUGGAUCAUAUCAUGACCUGGGCAACAGAUAUAGCUAAAGGAAUGCACUAUUUACAUAUGGAAGCUCCAGUUAAAGUAAUCCACAGAGACCUGAAAUCCAGGAAUGUUGUUAUAGCGGCUGAUGGUGUUUUAAAGAUCUGUGAUUUUGGUGCCUCAAGGUUCCACUCUCAUACAACACACAUGUCUUUAGUGGGCACUUUCCCAUGGAUGGCCCCUGAAGUAAUCCAGAGUCUCCCAGUGUCCGAAACGUGUGACACAUACUCGUAUGGAGUGGUUCUCUGGGAGAUGCUAACAAGGGAGGUCCCCUUUAAAGGCUUGGAAGGAUUACAAGUAGCUUGGCUUGUAGUGGAAAAAAACGAGAGAUUAACCAUUCCAAGCAGUUGUCCCAGAAGUUUUGCAGAACUGAUGCACCAGUGUUGGGAAGCUGAUUCAAAGAAAAGGCCAUCUUUCAAGCAGAUCAUUUCAAUUCUGGAAUCUAUGUCAAAUGACAGCAACCUUCCAGACCAAUGUAACUCAUUCCUGCAUAACAAGGCAGAGUGGAGAUGUGAAAUUGAGGCAACCUUAGAGAGACUAAAGAAACUGGAGCGUGAUCUGAGCUUUAAAGAGCAGGAACUGAAGGAACGGGAGCGACGUUUGAGGAUGUGGGAGCAGAAGUUAACCGAACAGUCCAAUACUCCUUUGCUGCCCUCCUUUGAUAUUUGUGCAUGGACUGAAGAAGAUGUGUAUUUUUGGAUGCAACAACUAACUAAAAAAGGUGAUGCUUCUGGUGAAAUGAGUGUAUAUGCUAGCUUGUUUAAGGAACAUCAUAUCACUGGGAAAAGAUUGCUUCUUCUAGAAGAAGAGGAUUUGAAGGACAUGGGAAUUUUUUCCAGGGGACACAUCAUUCAUUUAAAGAUUGCUAUUGAGAAGUUAACCCACGACUACCUAAAUCUCUUUCAUUUCCCACCGUUAAUUAAGGACUCUGCCGGUGGGACUGAGGAGAACAUAGAGAAAGUCGUGAAUCUUGAGCUGGUGUUUGGUUACCACCUAAAGCCAGGAAGCGGGCCACAGGACUGUAAAUGGAAAAUGUACAUGGAGAUGGAUGGGGAUGAAAUUGCAAUAACCUACAUAAAAGAUGUGACAUUCAACACUAACCUACCUGAUGUAGAGAUUUUAAAGAUGACAAAGCCACCAUUUGUAAUGGAGAAAUGGAUUUUGGGAAUUGAAGAAGGCCAGUCUGUAGAAUGGAUUGUCACAUAUGAGAGCGACGUCAGGACUCCCAAAACCACCCGGCACAUCCAGGGUAUCCGCUGGGGCAAGGUGAAGGCGGAGGAUGAGGUCGAGGCGGUGCAGCUCAGGAUACAGACCUCCCUGCCCAACUCGGAGGGCAACUCUCGGAGCAGGUCCAAUUCAAGCGUCGACAGCGAGUGGAUGAACACCCUGAGAAUGCACCAGAUAGCGAAAGCCUCGUCCCUGCAGCACAGCCACCCGCACAGCCCCACCACCGUCACGCACUACCUGCCCUUCCUCCGGAGCCAGGACUCCUACGCCGCGGCCGUGAGGAGGACACGCAGGCCCGUCAACUACCAGUUCACCCCCAUCAGCCAUUCCAGAAAUUCCUCCCCGCUCUCGCAUAGCUUGGUGAGAAACCUCUCCAAUCUCCACCUCAACUCGAAGGGCAGCAGCAACUCCAGCACGGCUUCGGACACGGCCUCGGAGCGGGAGCGGGCGUCGCGCAGCGGCGCCUCGCGCAGCUCCUCGGACGGCAGGCGCAGCGGCACGAGCUCCCCCGUGGCGCCGCGCCACGCGGCCCGGCCCUACCGGAGGUCGCCGCACGCGGCCGCCUCGGCGCCCAAGGCCAUCCCCGGCAUGCCGCUGCAGAGCGAGGGCAUGCCCCGCAGGAGCGAGGCCGAGGGCAGGGCCGGCGAAGGAGGCUGGAUAAAGGUGCAGCACUCCAAGAAGGCCCACAGGCAGGCGGCCGGCAAGCCGGGCAGAGAGAGGGCCAGGGGCAGCUGGCGAGGACGGAGACUCUUCUGAGGCGGGAAUCUGCGGGUGGUUUGCGAUGAGUUUUGUUCCCUUUUAUUUAACAGAAGGUUGAGGUGAAACAAUGAGAAUGCAUGUGCCUUUAUUUAAUGUUUUCCUCCUGCUGGUGCCCAGCACUGAAGUCACGACGCUACCUCUCAGUUCACCUGCCCGGCAGCGCGGAUCUG
Nothoprocta perdicaria is the source of this 2511-nucleotide messenger RNA. RefSeq names its product mitogen-activated protein kinase kinase kinase 20 (gene MAP3K20). The record is from RefSeq and is a predicted model, not a curated record. Gene Ontology annotation, molecular function: ATP binding; protein kinase activity; protein binding. Gene Ontology annotation, cellular component: cytoplasm. The transcript is spliced from 19 exons. Gene Ontology annotation, biological process: protein phosphorylation. The coding region runs from base 14 to 2338 and encodes 774 amino acids. NCBI's taxonomy places the organism in Eukaryota, Metazoa, Chordata, Aves, Tinamiformes, Tinamidae.